Molecule: messenger RNA, 1281 nt
Organism: Salvia miltiorrhiza (redroot sage)
Lineage: Eukaryota; Viridiplantae; Streptophyta; Magnoliopsida; Lamiales; Lamiaceae
Exons: 6
Coding region: 81-1064 (327 amino acids)
Cellular component (GO): mitochondrion
Molecular function (GO): prostaglandin-E synthase activity
Source: RefSeq, a predicted model, not a curated record
CACAUAAAUCUACUGACCUUAAAACCCUUCUCUAGCUUUCAUCUUUCUCCUUCCUCCGUCGCACCAAAAAAAAACUUCCUAUGUUUCCUCAGAUGCGAAGGGCUGCUGGACUCUCCGCCGUUCGCCGCGCCGUAGGCGGCGUGGCCUCCGCGGACCAGCACCACCGCCUGUUCCAGGCGGCGCUCUUCAGCGCCAGCAGCUAUAACUCAUCGUCCAGAUCUCAAUGGUUCUCGUACAACGGCAUCGCCGGCGACAAGGCCUCACGCGCCGCCACGCACGCUGUUUUCGGAACGAUGCUGUUCUCCACGGCCGCCACUUCUAUCGUCGAGGAGGCUCACGCCAAAGAGACCGUUAAUUUCCGGCCGAAAGAAGUCGUUCUGUACCAGUAUGAAGCUUGCCCUUUCUGCAAUAAAGUUAAAGCAUUCCUGGAUUACUAUGACAUACCAUACAAAAUUGUGGAGGUCAACCCUCUUAGCAAAAAGGAAACCAAGUGGUCUGAAUACAAGAAAGUGCCCAUAUUGAUGGUUGAUGGAGAACAAAUGGUUGACUCAUCAGAUAUAAUUGAUAAAUUGUACAGAAAGAUCAAUCCUGACGUGUCCACUAAUUCUGCUGAAGAAAGUGAAGAGAAGAAGUGGCGGAGAUGGGUGGACAACCACUUGGUGCACGUUUUAUCGCCUAAUAUAUACCGAACUAUUUCUGAGGCUAUUGAUUCAUUUGACUACAUCACUACAAAGGGCAACUUCAGCUUCAUGGAGAAAUUAAGUGCAAAAUAUGCUGGAGCUGGUGCAAUGUAUUUUAUAUCAAAGAGGUUGAAGAAAAGGCACAACAUUACUGAUGAGAGGGCGGCUUUGUAUGAAGCUGCCGAAACAUGGGUAGAUGCUCUUCAGGGUCGAGAUUUUCUAGGUGGAACGAAGCCCAACUUAGCUGACCUUUCCGUCUUUGGUGUCUUAAAAUCCAUUCGCUACCUCAGGGCUGGUAAGGACAUGGUAGAGCAUACACGCAUCGGUGAUUGGUAUGAUCGAAUGGAAAAUGUUGUUGGAGUGUCUGCUGGAUUCCGAGAAUAGAUAGGUUAUCGGUGUUGAGCUGGACGAUUGGCUUAUAACAAUAUUGGUAUUCUAGGAGUCCUGUGAUUUCAACUAGGCACGGUGUUCAUCUCCAAACCAUUAAGAUUUUCUCUUAAAAAAUAUUUUUUGAGGGCUUUCAAAAGAAAAGAGAAUAAUGUUCCUCCCUCCCCUAUCGAAGUGAGGUUACAGUAAAUGAUAAUUCUUGGUUGAUAGGUUA